Messenger RNA from Vollenhovia emeryi, 2997 nucleotides. RefSeq names its product dnaJ homolog subfamily C member 8. The record is from RefSeq and is a predicted model, not a curated record. Lineage: Eukaryota; Metazoa; Arthropoda; Insecta; Hymenoptera; Formicidae. Gene Ontology annotation, cellular component: nucleus. The transcript has 6 exons. The coding region runs from base 51 to 830 and encodes 259 amino acids.
CCGCCAGCCGGCAGCACCGUCGGAAGCCUCUCGAGCUUGUAACAAGCAAGAUGGCCUCCACCGACUCCAGUUUACCAAGUGAAAAUCCCGCCAAGAAGGAGGAUGAAUUUAACGAAUUUUACACGGAGGUUAAAGAAAUUGAAAAGAGGGACUCCGUGCUGACGCCGAAGCAACAAAUUGACAGACUACUGCGACCUGGGUCGUCCUACUUCAAUUUGAAUCCAUUUGAAGUUUUACAAAUUGACCCAAGCACGGCGAUAGAGGAAAUAAAAAAGAAAUACCGUCGUAUGUCAAUUUUGGUGCAUCCAGACAAAAAUCAAGACGAUGCUGAAAGAGCGCAGCAAGCCUUCGAAAUUGUUAAUAAGGCGUGGAAAACUUUGGAAAAUGAGGAAACUAGAUCAAAAUGUAUGGAUGUUAUUGAGGAGGCAAAGGCCCGAACUGAUCACAUGAUUGCAGAAAAAAAGAAAAAGCAGAAAAAAGAAGGAAAAUCCGAGAGCUCAGGUCCUACACUUUUGGAGGAAGAAACUGAGGAAGGUUACACACAUGCGGUCUGGGUUAUGACAAUGAAACUGUUCGCCGAUAUGGAGCGAAGAAGACGAGAACUAGCCACGAGAGACGCGGAGCAGCGCAAGAGAAAGCGCGAAGAGGAAUUGUCUGCGGAAGCCCAGGCAGCAAUGGAACGCGAGUGGCAACGAAAUUUCGAGGAGUCCAGACAAUCGCGCGUCGACAGCUGGAAGGCGUUUCAAUCCGGUUCUAGCGCCACAAAGCAGAAGAAGGCAAAGAAGCUGAAAGCCUUCAGGCCGCCGAAAACGAAGGCGGAGUCGCGAUAAUCGUGAUAGCUCCGCGUUUUUCUCUACUUCCGGUGUGCGGAUUCUGAUUUUAGUCGACGCAAUGUUUUAUCUUAGAGAUUUUCUCGCAGUGUUAAGAUAGGUUAAGAGAUUGAAUUUCGCGCGGUAUUGAUCCACUGAUAAACGUGCCGGAUCACUUUAUUAUAAAAUUAAAAGAUAAAAAGAGGACAUUCUGGAUCCUCGGUCCUUUUGAUUCCAAGCCAUCCAGUUACAAGGUAUGAGUUUUUCGGUUUUGACAUUCGUUGUUGAGUUACCGAAAUUCGCGAAGUAUUCUAUGAAUUUCUAUAUACGUAUAUCUAUAUACAUUCUAUACAUGCAUAUAUACAUCUAUAAAAGGAAAUAUAGAUCUAUAUUGAUAUAUAUAUAUAGAAUUUAUAUAUGUGUAUACCCUACGAAUAUUCUGAAUUUCUGUAAAAUAGUCUCACAUUGAUAGUCAGUUUCAUCGACUUUCUAUUAGAAUGAUAGAGACUAUCAAGUCUUUGACGAGAUUUCGAAAGUAUAUUUUUAUUGCAUCAAAAUAAAAAGAUCAUUAUUAAAGAUGAUUAAAUCACUUUUAUUUAUCAACUCCAACUUGACAUUGUUCACUAAUACAGUAUUCAGAGUAAACGAAUUUUUUUAGAACUUGGUGAAAUCGAUUGCAAGUUCACUUUCUUGCUUAGAUUAAUCGUGACUCAAAGUUAGAAUAAAAAUAGUACAGCUAGUAGGUCCACUCCGUCAUGUGUUUCGUUUUGCGUCGAUCCCUUUUGCGCAUCCAACAUUGUUCCGGGCAGACUAAUGAGAGAAUAGUUGUACGUGUGGUAAUGUAGCUUUGAUACAACUACAGUACGUACACACACAUACGCUGCUGAAUUGAUGCCCAGAAUAAUGGCGGAAUACCACAUGAUCGGGACCGCAAGAUCAAAGGGGCCGGCAGAGAAUGGAUCUACUAGUUAUACUAUGGAAUAAAGAUGUUAAAAGCACAUACCGAUAGCAAAUGUUACUGUGAGCAAAAUCUUAAGAGCAACUUUGCGCAUUACUGCAAAAAGGAAAAAUAUAUGAAAAAAAUGCGAAGCAAUAGCAGAGUUACUGGACGAAUGAAAAAUAAUGAAUGCGUCUCUUUAUGUACAUGAUUGAAUGCAGUUUUGUAUGCGUGUUAUGUAAAAUCGUACCGCUUAUUUUGAAAAUGGGAGAAAUGACACAUGAAAGUCAUGCAUAAAAAUUUUUUAUCAAAUCAAACAAAGUUUCUAAUCUAAUUUAAACAUUUUUUUUAUUUAAAUAUUCUAUUCUAAUAAGCUAGCUAGUUUAGAUUUCUCGUUUUAUUUAAAUUAUACCCUCUCAUUUUCAAAAUGAAGGACUCGAGUACGAGAAUCUGUUAUGUAUAAAUGCGUCUCUUCGCAAGAGUUUGACAAUUAUGGAGUUUUUCGCGAAUUUCGCGAUUAUAUGACAUUAACGACGUGCAUGUGUAUAGAAAAGAAAAGGAAGAACGAAAAAAACGGUUUCUUUGGAGCAUUGUACAUUCGCAGUAUCCUGAUGUCAUUGCGCAACAACUGUCAAUUUUAUAAUCUACAUGUGUCUCGUACUUUUACUAUUAAACGUACGAUUGUCCAUCAUAGGGAAAGUACACAGUUGGGUAUAUAUUUAUUGUACCACGCGAAUUCAUACACACGGAAUCGGGGUACAAACGUGACACCCCAUUUCUGUAAAUGCCAAGUUCGCGCAAUUUAACUUUCGAAUAUUUUAGAACAACAUAAAAAUAUAUAAUAAAAGACCAUACAGACCUGAAUACUCACCGUAACAAGGUUUGAUGUGUGCAGAAUAUCGAUAAAGUCUCGAGUUAAUCUGUGAUUUAACGGUCCGAGUCCUGAAUUGUCAAAAUUUUUGGUACACCAAAAGAGAUUCCUAAAAUUAUAACAAACUUCUCGUGCCAUAACAGAUCGAAUCGUUUCGCGUUGUUGCAAAGGCUUCGAUUUUAAAUGCUCUUGGCUUUUCGGGACGCCAAUUGAAUCUAAAUUCCGCUAUUCAUGGUACGAUAUCACGAUGGCUCUUUUAUAACUUCGCAAACACCUCGGUAUUGCACGAAUAGCGUACGAUCUGGCGAAGAUAAACGAAAAUCGUUCGUUCAUUCUUCGAAAAUCUAUUGUGAGAUAUGAAUAUAUACCUAUAAAUUGUU